Daucus carota subsp. sativus is the source of this 1424-nucleotide messenger RNA. Its product is annotated as probable leucine-rich repeat receptor-like protein kinase At1g35710. Gene Ontology annotation, molecular function: protein binding. The transcript is spliced from 11 exons. The record is from RefSeq and is a predicted model, not a curated record. The coding region runs from base 256 to 1236 and encodes 326 amino acids. Lineage: Eukaryota; Viridiplantae; Streptophyta; Magnoliopsida; Apiales; Apiaceae.
GAAGAAAGCCCAGAUUGGGGAGUAAGUUGAAGUUCGAAAGUAGAAACUACUAUACACUAUAGAGGGGAAGAGGAUAGAUCUAUAGAAUACAAUAAACAAAAGCGAAGUGGUGGAGUAACAAAUUCACCGACGCGGGAGAUCUAUAAACUACCGCACCACCAUAGUUGACAAUUUAGCCUUCAAAUUGGCAUGAACCUAACGCCGAUUAUAUUCUCUACACACAAAUAAUACGGGAGAGUGAUCUGUGCUUCAAGCAUGGGAGUUAAAUGUGCAUUUCAGUUGAUUCUUAUGCUCGCUUUGCUUUUCAAUGUCGCUCUCUGCAAAACGAUCAAGCGUGAUGUGAAAGCUCUUAAUGAAAUUAAAGCAUCUCUUGGGUGGAGGGUUGUGUAUUCCUGGGUCGGAGAUGAUCCUUGUGGGGAUGGGGGUUUACCUCCUUGGUCCGGUGUCACUUGUACUACUCAGGGUGAUUACAGAGUAGUUACUGCAUUGGAAGUUUAUGCAGUCUCUAUUGUCGGGCCUUUUCCUACUGCGGUCACCAAUUUGUUGGAUCUUACAAGGCUGGAUCUGCAUAACAACAAGUUGACAGGACCAAUUCCACCUCAAAUUGGGCGGUUGAGGCACCUUAAGAUACUUAAUUUAAGAUGGAAUAAGCUUCAAGAUGUCAUUCCUUCUGAAAUUGGUGAAUUGAAGAGUCUAACGCAUCUAUACCUGAGUUUUAAUAGUUUCAAGGGGGAAAUCCCUAGGGAGCUUGCGAAUCUUCCUGAUCUGCAGUACCUGCAUUUACACGAAAAUCGUUUGAUCGGGCGAAUUCCACCAGAACUAGGCACUUUACAAAAACUACGACACUUGGAUGUUGGUAAUAACCAUCUGGUUGGCACAAUAAGGGAGCUCAUACGUAUUGAGGGAUGCUUCCCAGUCCUACGAAACCUAUAUCUAAAUAACAAUUAUCUUACUGGAGGAAUUCCAGCACAAAUUGCGAACUUGACAAAUUUGGAAAUCUUGUAUCUAUCUUUUAACAAAAUGUCUGGAGUAAUUCCACCUGGACUUGCUCAUAUUCCGAGAUUGACAUACUUGUACCUGGAUCACAACCAGUUCAGUGGAAGACUUCCUGAUGCCUUUUAUAAGCAUCCAUUCCUCAAAGAAUUGUACAUUGAAGGAAAUGCAUUCCGUCCUGGAGUGAAUCCAAUAGGUGUUCAUCAAGUCCUUGAAGUGUCUGAUUCAGAUUUCUUGUUUUAGUCACCAUAUGAAAACCCAGCAUAUAAUUCCUGUAUAAGCACCGAUGAGGCCAAUAUAAAGAUCAAUUUUGUUCUUUAAGUUCCUGCAGCCCAAAUUCAAGUUAUAUUUGGUGUUGCUAAAAUUCCACUGGAGUCACGUUGUAAUUGUAUGAAAUUCUAUAGAAUUGCAAAUAUUUUUUUAAGCUGCUC